AUGGCUACUGGUCUGACACAGGUUCGCCCACCUGCUCUUACUUCCUCUUCAGACCCGCCUGCCAUCUUCGAUGGUACCCCCAAGUUGUACAUAGCCUAUGUUUGCCCAUAUGCGCAACGUGUUUGGAUCGCAAGCAACUUUAAGGGAUUGCAGGAUAAGAUAAAGUUGAUUCCUAUUGACCUUGGGAACAGGCCAGCCUGGUACAAGGAGAAAGUUUACCCUGCAAACAAGGUGCCUGCUCUGGAACAUAAUAAUGAAGUUAAAGGAGAGUCCUUGGAUCUGCUAAAAUAUCUGGAGGAGAAAUUUGAGGGUCCUUCACUUCUUCCUGAUGAUCCAGCUAAACGACAGUUUGCGGAGGAGCUGCUGGCUUACACUGAUACUUUCAACUGGUCUGUGAUUCAGUCUUUUAAAGGAGAUGAUACGAGUAAAAUUGAUGCGGCCUUUGAUUAUCUUGAGAAUGCCCUUGGGAAAUUUAGCGAUGGUCCAUUUCUCCUCGGUGAAAGUUUCAGUAUGGCGGAUAUAGCUUACAUCCCGUUCGUUGAGAGGUUUCAAGCCUUCUUAUCAGAAGUGAAGCAUUACGAUGUUACCAAAGGCAGGCCAAAAGUGGCAGCAUGGAUUGAGGCGGUUGACAAGGUUGAUGCCUAUAAAGGGACACAACCAGAUCUGAAGGAGGUCGUAGAACUCUACAAGAACCGUUUUAUGUGA
This is a messenger RNA of Oldenlandia corymbosa var. corymbosa, 705 nucleotides long. The record is from the annotation of a GenBank genome assembly. NCBI's taxonomy places the organism in Eukaryota, Viridiplantae, Streptophyta, Magnoliopsida, Gentianales, Rubiaceae.